AUGGCUGACGAGGCAAAUCGGCCUUUGUUAGACGGGCAGGCCAGGUCCUCCUCCGACCUGGUCACAAACAGCUCCUCCCGUCUGGAACAGCAACAUCGAUCGUUUGGAUAUUCGUCCAACACCAUGACGACAUCUUCAUCUCACCAUGCCACUUUGGAUAAUGAGGCAAGUGAGUCAUUGUUGGACGGGCAGGCCAGAUCCUCUUCCGACCUGGUCGCAAAGAGGCCCACUCAUCCGGAUGAGCAAAAUCGAUCGUUUGGAUUCUCGUCCAAUACCAUGACGGCAUCUUCAUCUCACCAUGCCACUUUGGAUAAUGAGGCAAGUGAGUCAUUGUUGGACGGGCAGGCCAGAUCCUCUUCCGACCUGGUCGCAAAGAGGCCCGCUCAUCCGGAUGAGCAAAAUCGAUCAUUUGGAUUCUCGUCCAAUACCACAUCUAUGUCUUCAUCUCAUCGGGCAUCUAUGGCUGGCGAGGCCAGUGAGUCGGUUAUGGAUGGGCAGGCCAGGUCUUCUUCAUCCAACCUGGUUGCAGACAAACUCCCUCGUCCGAAUCAGCAACAUCAGCAGCAUCGAUCAUUUGAAUUGUCGUCCGAAUCUACGCCUCUUCUGCAUCGCCGUGAUGAUAUGGUUACCACCUACGGAACAGAUCACAGACAAUCCCGGCCAUCCUCUUUAGCGUCCCAUGGAGAAGAAUCGCCGGAUGACGGAUCUACCAAGAAGAGUCGAGUACGAUGGCCAACAAUUAUAUCUCUCACACUGUUAACUACUGGAGUCCUGGCGAUCUUGGUAUUCGCCUUUGCGGCGCCAGCCGUGGUCAAAGAUUAUUCUCAAGAAGCUGCUGUAUUUGAACCUAGCACGCUCGAGAUUGAUUCGACGACUCCAGAUGGGGUCCGGGCCAGAAUCCAAGGCGACUUCGUCAUGGACUCUAGCCGUGUGAAGAGCAAGACAAUCCGCAAUUUUGGCCGAUUUGUGACUUGGAUUGCAAAGGAGGUCGAGACCGGCCCUUCAGAUGUUGACGUAUACCUACCAGAGUAUGGGAACGUCUUGAUUGGGAGCGCUGUGGUGCCGAACAUUAAAGUGAACAUUCGCAACGGUCACCACAAUAAGCUUGACUUUUUGACCGACCUCAAAGCCGGUGACUUAAAGGGUAUACAUGCAAUUGCUAUGGAUUGGAUCGAGGGUAGAUUGGCUCAUCUUAGAGUGAAGGGCAAGGCGUCUCUACAUCUGAAAUCAGGCUUGAUACGCCUGGGAACUCAAGUGUUGACAGAUACCAUUACAUUUGAAGAAAAAGACUUUCCAGCCUUGCCUGACAUCAACCUUGUUCAGUUGAAUGUACAUGAUGGAAAUAAUGGAACAAUGGAGGUUGAGGCCUUGUUGGGUGCCAAGCUCCACUCGCCUGUUGCCAUCACAAUCCCUCCUCUUGGGUUUGAUAUCCUUGUACCCAACUGCGCGCCGGGUGAUCCGUAUAUCCUAGCCGCCAAUGCACAGAGUGGAGAAAUCCACGUUGAGCCGAAUCAACUCACCAAUGUGAGCGUCCAUGGUCAGGUCAAUAGUCUCCCCGAGGAGUUGACCUCCGUCUGUCCUGGACAGAAAGGCUCUCCCCUGGACUGGUUGGUGUCCAGUUAUAUCAAAGGCGUCGAGACUACAAUAUACGUGCGUGGGGCAGACGCACCAUCUCCACAAACUCCGGGCUGGUUGGUAGAUCUUUUGCGCAGCGUCACGAUUCCCCUGCCCUUCACCAACCAUGCCUUGGACAAUCUCGUGAAGAACUUCACCAUGGCGGACACACACUUCUCCCUUCCUAGCCCAUUCGCAGACCCAAACAGCCCCGAUGGGCAACUCACCGUCUCUGCAUUGGUCAAGUGUCUAGUGGCCCUCCCAGAGCAAAUGAACCUUCACGUGGACGUUCCUCAUGUUCGCGCCUUCACAAACGUCUUCUACAUUGGGAAGGAGCUCGGAAAUUUGAACAUUGAAAAAUGGCAAGAUUCCAACUCGACGCAGGUGAAAGACACGGAUGGCUCUCCGGCGAUGCUCGUAGAGUUUGCCGUCAAGGACGCACCAUUGCAGGUCACAGAUGACGGGGUCUUGUCACGCCUUGUGCAGGACAUGCUUUGGGGGAAUGAUGAAGUUAUCUUGCACGUAGAUGCCAAGGUAGAUGCAAAGGUCUCAACUGGUUUGGGACAAUUUGCUGUUCGGGGGAUUCCUGCAGAUGGAGAUGUCCCUGUCGAUAGUAUGUUUUCAUGA
This is a messenger RNA of Penicillium longicatenatum, 2241 nucleotides long. RefSeq lists its product as uncharacterized. The coding region runs from base 1 to 2241 and encodes 746 amino acids. The record is from RefSeq and is a predicted model, not a curated record. Lineage: Eukaryota; Fungi; Ascomycota; Eurotiomycetes; Eurotiales; Aspergillaceae. Gene Ontology annotation, cellular component: fungal-type vacuole membrane. The transcript is spliced from 2 exons.